Messenger RNA from Vigna angularis (adzuki bean), 651 nucleotides. Its product is annotated as MLP-like protein 43. The record is from RefSeq and is a predicted model, not a curated record. Bases 44 to 496 code for a protein of 150 amino acids. The transcript has 2 exons. NCBI's taxonomy places the organism in Eukaryota, Viridiplantae, Streptophyta, Magnoliopsida, Fabales, Fabaceae. Gene Ontology annotation, biological process: defense response.
ACCAUCUCCCACCCUUCGUUGUUUCUUACAUUUCUUGAUCACAAUGUCCCUUUCUGGUAAAAUCAGCAUUGAAAUUGAGGUUCAUGCAACUGCUGCAAAGUGGUUCAACCUCUUCGCAACUCAACUCCAUGAAGUUCAAAACCUUACCAACAGAGUGCAUGAAACCAAGCUGCAUCAUGGUCGUGAUUGGCAUCACAAUGAAUCCAUCAAACAAUGGACUUGUACAAUAGAUGGUAAGGUUACAAAAUGUCAGGAGAGUAUUGAAUCUGUUGAUGCAGCUCACAAAAGAAUCAGCUACAAGCUGUUUGGUGGAGAUAUUGGUAAUAAGUAUAAGGUGUUCAAGCUGAUAUUUGAAGCCAUUGAUAAAGAAAGUGGUGCUAUUAUCAAAUGGAGCAUUGAAUAUGAGAGGAUUGGAAAGGAAGUUGAUCCUCCUUAUGGGUACAUGGAAUACCUGCACACUGGAAGUGGAGAGAUUGAUGGCCAUCUUAAGGCAUAGCUCUCAAAGUUAUGCACAAAAUAUGUAAGAAAUAAGAAAUAAUGGGCUUUGCCCUCGUGUCUUCAUCUGUAUAAUAAGUUUGUGAUCUUUUAUGAGAAGGAUAUGGUUAUGUAGAUCCUUCGUUUGCAUGGAAUAAACUACUGAAUUUGCAUGGA